Periophthalmus magnuspinnatus is the source of this 2681-nucleotide messenger RNA. It is a transcript of the gene f2rl1.2, whose product is annotated as coagulation factor II (thrombin) receptor-like 1, tandem duplicate 2. Bases 131 to 1303 code for a protein of 390 amino acids. The transcript is spliced from 2 exons. The record is from RefSeq and is a predicted model, not a curated record. NCBI's taxonomy places the organism in Eukaryota, Metazoa, Chordata, Actinopteri, Gobiiformes, Gobiidae. Gene Ontology annotation, biological process: phospholipase C-activating G protein-coupled receptor signaling pathway; blood coagulation; thrombin-activated receptor signaling pathway. Gene Ontology annotation, cellular component: membrane. Gene Ontology annotation, molecular function: thrombin-activated receptor activity.
CAAUGCGCCGUGACGCAGACAUACCCAGGUAGUCUCGGGGAGGCGCCUUUUGUACCUACGCAGGAGUGUCGAGUGUACAAGAAGCUCUUGGUGUGGAAUCCAGAAGGCAGAGGGAAUUUUUGAUUGUUAAAUGCACAAAAUGGAUUUUAUUAGCUCAAUUUCCUUUCUUCUGGUGUUGAAUUUCUUCUGCAGCGUCUCUGCAGCGUCUCCCCCAAUGGGACGGGGAUUUGCUGGACAUGUGGACCCAGAAAACACACAGCAAGUGAUUUUGAAUGAGGCCGCCAUCGUCACCCUCAAGAGUGAUCUGACCACAAUCUUCUUUCCAAUCCUGUACAUUAUUGUGUUCGCCUUGGGGCUCCCUGCAAAUCUAAUGGCUAUAUAUGUGUUUCUGAUUCGGGUUAAAAAGAAGCAUCCAUCAUCAAUCUACAUGGCCAAUUUGGCCCUGGCUGACCUCUUGUUUGUGAUCUGGAUUCCUCUAAAGAUAGCAUAUCAUUUCAACGGAAAUGACUGGAUCUACGGAGAACCUCUUUGUAAAGUUUUAGUGGGAUUUUUCUAUGGCAAUAUGUACUGUUCAAUUCUUUUUAUUGCCUGUCUCAGUGUGCAGAGAUACUGGGUUGUGGCUCAUCCAUUGUCCCAUCAAAGAAAGAAUAACAAGGUGGCUAUAGGUGUCUGUGUGGCCAUUUGGGCUUUCAUUUGGCUUACAACAAUUCCACUAUACUUGUAUGACCAAACUGCCAAGCUCAAAGACCCCAACAUUACCACGUGCCAUGAUGUGAACAUCAUCAAGGACCCUCAGAAUCCAUUUCCCUCAGUCCAGCUACCUUUCUAUUACUUCAUCUUUAUGGGGUUGGUGGUUUUCCUGGUCCCCUGUGUAGUUAUAAUAGUGGCUUACAUCAUGUUGCUUAGAGCUUUAGGAAACAGUAUGGAGGAUAGUUCAGCUGCCAAGAACCGCCAUAAAGCUGUAGUGUUGAUAGUGGUUGUAAUGAUCACUUUUGUGGUAUGUUUUAUCCCCAGUAACAUCAUGCUUGUGGUGCAUUACUCAUUGUUAAAAGAUGGAUUGGCCAACAAUGGCUACAGCUUCUACAUCUCAACAUUAUGUCUGGCUAGCCUCAACAGUUGCCUAGACCCCUUCAUCUACUACUUUGUGUCUGAUGACUUCAGAAACCAUGUAAAGAACACACUCUUGUGUCGCAGUAGCAGGACUGUGGAGCGGAUGAGAGUGUCUUUUAGUUCAAUGCAAUACUCAAGAAAGACCAAGUCAUAUGUGUCUGACUCAGGGAACACUCAAACAAGCUCGUGCUAGGACAACGUGCAUGGAUGCGCUGGUCAUAGGGACUUGUGAGAACAUUGAUCAUUAUCUAGCUAUGGACUCAGGCCUAGAGCUUGCUCCACUAAUGAAUAACCUCAGUAUAAUGGAUUGCCAAAAAUGAACUUUACUUUUUGUCAUAUGGAUGUGUUUUAUAAAGUUUUGUUUUUAAUGUGAACAUAUGUUAUAUUUUAUGACAUGAAGCCUGUUACUUUAUUUAGUUGCCAUUUAAGACUGAUAACUAUUGCACUAGAUAAAUACAGUUUCUUUUUUAUGAUGCUCAGUACUUAAGUAAAUAAAUGAUGAAAUGUGUUCGGUUUCUGUGAAACUUUUUUUUAUGAUAUUGCAUAAUUAAUUACACAGUGUGAGUUACUUUGAGCUACCUCAGAACUCAUUUGUAUGAUCUGUUGAAAGAACAGGACAGCGAUGAUAAUUUCCUGUUAUUUGUCUGGGUUUUUGGUGUUUUUUUUAGCCGAUGUACUUGACCACAUCAUUUAAAGCAGACAAAGGAACGCUGAAUAAAGAGGUGAAAGAAUUCCACAGAUCACGCUGGGACAUGCCUUAACGAUGACUUCACUGAUCUGGCCUAGUUUCUGUGCUGUUGGCAUUUUAGGAAUUACUAAAAUUACAGAAACGGAAACAUGAACUACAAUGUAUAUAUAAAUAUUUAAACUUUUUUCAUUACUUAUUUUUGACAUGCUGAGUUGUUGCUUUAGCAUAGUUUGUGAUUAAAAUUACUCUAAACUUCUGCUUUUUGAACGGAGCUAGUCUCCUGUUUAACGACCCGCUGAGGCUGAGCUCUUGAGGUUAAUGAUUGCUGUUGUAUAUCGUCUUACCUUUUGUGAAGCAGCAUGCCUUCCUUUCACAUGUAGGACAGAGACACUCCCUGGUCAUGUGACUCUUUCAUAGCUCGGACUGUUCCAGCAUUAACAGGACUCAUGCAACAUGUAAUAUAUCAUUUUAUUAUGUCAACCUGGUACAUUUGCAUAGUCUAACACAGCAGAAUGUACAACUAAAUGUCCUUUCAGCACAUAAUGCUUGUUGAGGUUAAAAGCAAUUUUGUUAGAAAGACCUGAUUUAGAUUUAGUGUGAAAUAAUCGUAUUGUUGAUAAAGAGUGGAAAGGAGUCAAGGACAUUUGAUUUAGUUUGUAUGUCAACAAUUGGCUCAGCCACUAUGUUAAUGAGGAACUUGUCUAACUUGUUUUGUCUGUUUUGUGACUGAGAGCCACCAUGGAAACUUGAUCUCAAUUGCCUAACCAGAUGUGAUUCGAGCUUUCAUGCUUCUUUUAGAAUAUUCAUGUAGGCCUACUAAAAUGUAGAAAUUUCCCACUAGUGUGAGUUGAUUCUAUAUCUGUGUGUUUGGUUGUGCAACAUU